Lachnellula hyalina is the source of this 939-nucleotide messenger RNA. Its product is annotated as putative heme-binding peroxidase. The coding region runs from base 1 to 939 and encodes 312 amino acids. Gene Ontology annotation, molecular function: peroxidase activity; heme binding. Lineage: Eukaryota; Fungi; Ascomycota; Leotiomycetes; Helotiales; Lachnaceae. The transcript has 2 exons. The record is from RefSeq and is a predicted model, not a curated record. Gene Ontology annotation, biological process: hydrogen peroxide catabolic process; cellular response to oxidative stress; response to reactive oxygen species.
AUGAGUAAGAGCGGAGACUUUGAGGCUGUCCGGAAGGAUAUUGCCAAGUUGAUGCAUCAGCCAGAGUUUGAUGAUGGAAGUGCAGGUACAUAUGACGCCGAAACAGAUACAGGCGGCUCGAACGGUGCAGGAAUGCGAUAUGAAGCCGAAGGUGGAGACCCAGCGAAUGCCGGGUUACAACACGCUAGAGUCUUCCUCGAAACUGUCAAAGAGAAACACCCUUGGAUAACUUACGCGGAUCUCUGGACGCUGGGCGGUAUAGUGGCAAUCAAGGAGAUGGGAGGUCCCGAGAUACCGUGGAAAGGCGGACGAACAGACUUCGUGGACGAUUCGAAACUUCCUCCGAGAGGCAGACUUCCAGAUGGUGCACAAGGAUCGGAUCACUUGCGAUUCAUAUUCUAUCGGAUGGGGUUCAAUGACCAGGAAAUUGUAGCGCUUUCAGGAGCCCAUAAUCUUGGACGGUGUCACAGUGAUCGAUCUGGCUUUGAAGGCGCCUGGGUCAACAAUCCUACAAGAUUCUCAAAUCAAUAUUUCCGUCUUCUCCUCUCGCUGCAAUGGAGGAAGAAGAAGCUACUAAAUGGAGUGGAACAAUAUGUCAACUAUGACGAGGAUUCCGAGGCCGAACUCAUGAUGCUGCCGACGGAUAUCGCGCUUACUCAAGACAAAAGCUUUCGGGCAUGGGUGGAAUUGUACGCGCGAGAUAAAGAUAGAUUCUUUGAAGAUUUCAGCAAGGUGUUUUCGAAAUUGAUUGAGUUGGGCAUUGUGAGGGAUGAGGACGGAAAGGUCACGAAUGCGGAUAAUGAGAGAGGCGGGUAUCAUGCUGCGCCAAAGAAGAAGGCGACACCUGGAAGCCCCGCGAAGAGUACUGAUGACAAGGUGGGACCGAGUGAAGCGGAGCCUUUGAAGGAGAAGAAUAAGCUGUUCAGGUCGAGGCUAUAG